AUGACGAACUCCAAGGACAAGGACGAAUUGAAAAUCUUUACACCUAUUGGAAUGCUAGGUUAUGGCUUCAAUGAAGAUCUCUUUUGGAAAGCACUCGAGGAAGGUGUUGAUGCAAUCAUUAUCGACAGUGGUUCAACGGACAGUGGACCACAGAAGCUCGCUCUAGGCCAUACAACUGUGUCCAGAGAGGGCUACGAACACGAUCUCGAUCUUCUUCUCGCUGCCUGUCAUGUACAUCGGGUUCCUGUCCUUAUCGGUUCUGCUGGGGGUGACGGGGCAAAUGAUCAUGUUGAUCUCUUCGUGGAGAUCAUGAGGGAUCUCAUAUCCAAAAAAGGCUAUCGAGCGAUGAAUAUUGUCAGCAUCUACUCAGAAAUCGACAAAAGUUUAGUGAAAUCAAAGCUGGACGAUGGCGACAUUGUUCCCUGCAGCAAAGCGGUACCGCCGCUCAAGUCGUCUGAUAUUGAUGAUACCACACGGAUCGUUGCGCAAAUGGGGUUGGAGCCAUAUGUGAAAGCCAUGGAAGAGAACCCUGACUUUGAUGUCAUCGUUGGGGGUCGUGCAUAUGACCCUUCACCUUACGCUGCAUUUUGUGUCCAUCGUGGCUUUACAGAUCUCGGUAUAGCAUAUCACAUGGGGAAGAUCAUGGAAUGUGGUGCCUUGUGCGCUGUCCCGAAGAGCCAGUCUGCAUUGGCUACUAUACGGAAGGACAGUUUCGAUAUAGUUCCCCUCGAUCCUGCAGCACGUUGCACAGUCACUUCGGUUGCCGCUCACACAUUAUAUGAGAAGACACGGCCAGAUAUUUUGAUUGGGCCGGGUGGAACCCUCUACCUCGAGCAGGCCACUUACGAAGCCCUCGAAGACAAUCGCACUGUUCGUGUGCGUGGGGGCAAGUUCCUCAUGGCAGAUCACUACACAGUAAAGCUGGAAGGAGCUCGAGUGUUAGGAUACCGGACUACCUUCUUUGGCGGUAUCCGGGAUCCUAUCUUGAUCUCACAGCUUGAUGGAAUUUUAGCCCACAUUCAGGGAUAUGUGAGGAGUAGAGUCUCCCACGAGUUCGACCUGAGAUUUCACCAAUAUGGCAAAAAUGCUGUCAUGGGCAAGCUUGAGCCCACGUUAACUAUUCCGACAGAGAUAUGCCUCUGUGGAGAAGUACUCGCUCCUACGCAAGAUCAAGCAACAUAUGUUAGCAAUAUUGCGCGACUCGCCUGUAUCCAUGGGCCCUAUCCACACCAACUGGCGACAGCUGGCAAUUUCGCAAUGCCUUUUCCGCCCUACGAUAUUCCGAUGGGAGAAGUAUGCGAGUUUUCGGUCUAUCAUAUCCUUGAGAAAGUCGAUCCUGUGGAGCUUUUUGGUAUCCACCACCAGCUUUUACCAGGCACUGGAAGCUUCGUGAGAGAAGUUGUGAAAAGUACAGUGAAUGGUAAAUCCAGUACACUGUUGUCGAAGGUAGCUACAACGAUGAUAAAUAGUCUUGAGAAAAGGCCGUUUCUCAACCCCGCUCCUCCAAUGGGACACUGCUAUUUAGGUGAUAUCGCAUCUGUUAUUCGUACCAAAAAUGCUGGGCCCUACGAGCUGACCAUGGAUGUGAUGUUCGAUAACGAUAUUCUCUUCUGGAAGACAAAGGAGAGCGGUGUCCUAUGUCGAGAGUCUAUCUUGGAGCUAUAUGGAGUCCCUCAGGAGGAUAUUCUGGCCUGUCUAUUCUGGGAUCAGGCUCGAGCUUUUAAAGUGACUAUCAGAAGACCUUUUGUGUCUGGUCAAUUUGGGGACAUCGACAUGCAUGGCUCUCAACAACAUGCUCCUCUUUUGUAUAUUAAAGUUCCUAUUGGCAGAGAGUGGAUUGAAGCGAAUAUUAGAUGA
This is a messenger RNA of Penicillium lagena, 1857 nucleotides long. RefSeq lists its product as uncharacterized. The record is from RefSeq and is a predicted model, not a curated record. Bases 1 to 1857 code for a protein of 618 amino acids. NCBI's taxonomy places the organism in Eukaryota, Fungi, Ascomycota, Eurotiomycetes, Eurotiales, Aspergillaceae. The transcript has a single exon.